GCUAUUUGGAUCGUAUUCGGGCCGGAUUCGCAACCCGUUCACCCGGUCACUCUCUCCGGAACCAGAAGAGUACUUCGGCUCUGUUGAUCGAUUUCCAUCGUCGGAUAGCUUGACACCAUUACGAGCUACUUCUCUAAGAACAAACCCCACUUCUCUCCAUGGCUUCACCGGUCGAAGAAGAUAAAGCAUUACAACAUUCCUUGAAAUCAGUAGCAGUUGUCGGAGGUGGAGUCAGUGGGCUUGCUGCAGCAUAUAAACUUAAAAUAAAUGGUUUGAAGGUCACUCUGUUUGAAGUUCAAGAUAGAGCUGGAGGGAAAAUAAAAAGUACAUCGGAAGAUAGUUUUAUAUGGGAUGAGGGGGCAAAUACAAUGACAGAAAGUGGAAUUGCAGUUGGAAGCUUGCUUGAUGAUUUGGGACUUCGAGACAAACAACAGUUCCCUAUUUCUCAAAACAAGCGCUAUGUUGUGAGGAACGGGAUGCCAAAAUUGAUUCCUUCAAAUCCAGUUGCACUAAUCAAAACCGAUAUCCUUUCAACACAAUCAAAGUUGAAGAUCCUACUGGAGCCAUUUUCAAGGUGGCAUUCUGAUAAAAGAAGUUCCACAAAGGUGUGUGAUACAGGAACGCGAGAAAGUGUGGGUCAGUUCUUUAAACGCCACUUUGGAACAGAGGUGGUUGAUUAUCUUAUUGACCCUUUUGUGGCUGGUACCAGUGCUAGUGAUCCUGAAUCUCUCUCUAUGCCUCAUGCAUUUCCGCAGUUAUGGAAUUUAGAAAAAAAGUUUGGUUCAGUCAUAGUUGGGGCAAUUCGUUCGAAGGCAUCUGGAAAACCAAAGGAUAAUGAUCCAAGUAAAAGUUCUUUGGAUAAGAAAAAACACCAGAGAGGCUCAUUUUCUUUUCAGGGUGGAAUGCAGACACUUACGAAUAUGCUAUGCUCCAAGAUUGGUGGGGAAAGUUUGAAACUGAACUCCAAAGUGUUAUCAUUAUCUUAUCACUCAGAUGGAGAUUCUCUAUCCAAUGAUUGGUCGAUUUCCUAUGCUGCAAACCAUGUUAAUGGCUCGGAUAUUAUUCAAAACCAAUUAUUUGAUGCUAUUAUAAUGACGGCUCCAUUAUGUGAUGUUCAAGAGAUGAAAUUCAAUGCAAGAGGAAAUCCUUUCAACCUUAAUUUCAUCCCCAAGGUGGACUAUGUACCGUUAUCGGUCGUGAUCACAUCCUUUAAAAGGGAGUGUGUGAAAAAGCCCUUGGAAGGAUUUGGAGUUCUUGUGCCUUCCAAAGAACAAGAAAAUGGCUUGAAGACGCUUGGUACUUUAUUUUCAUCCAUGAUGUUCCCGGAUCGUGCUCCAGCCAAUCAGUAUUUAUACACUACAUUUGUCGGGGGAACAAGGAACAGGAACUUAACUGGAGCGUCGUUAAGUGAGAUACAAGAGGUUGUGACUGCUGACCUUAGGAAGCUUUUGGGUGUAGAAGGUCAACCAACAUUCAUGAGGCAUAUCUAUUGGAAGAAAGCUUUUCCCUUGUACGGUCUAGAUUAUGACUUAGUUAUAGAAGCCAUUGAAAAGAUGGAGAAAAAUCUUCCAGGAUUCUUUUAUGCAGGUAACAAUAGAGAUGGAUUGUCUGUUGAUAAAUGCAUAACUUCGGGUGUGCAGGCAGCUGAGCGUGUAAUCUCCUAUCUUAGCGAUUCGAAAAAAUAAGAUUAUUAAGGAAAUAUUAUUGUUGAACCAAAGACCAGCCAUUUUCAUCAUCCCUCUAUUUAUUCUUUCUAUGUUCUUCCUGAUAAUACUGUAUUCUCUUGAAUUCAGGCCUUUUUUUUUUAUAUGCACUGUUUGUUAAAUGAAUGGUCAUAUGGAGAAUGAUAUGAUAUGUCCGAACCA
Molecule: messenger RNA, 1865 nt
Organism: Phalaenopsis equestris
Lineage: Eukaryota; Viridiplantae; Streptophyta; Magnoliopsida; Asparagales; Orchidaceae
Product: protoporphyrinogen oxidase, mitochondrial
Exons: 18
Coding region: 159-1685 (508 amino acids)
Biological process (GO): heme biosynthetic process
Cellular component (GO): mitochondrial inner membrane
Molecular function (GO): protoporphyrinogen oxidase activity, oxygen as acceptor
Source: RefSeq, a predicted model, not a curated record